GAAUUCCCGCGAGGCAAACAACCAUCGAAUCAUAGAAACAAGUUGAUUUCAUUUUCUUGUGGCUAUUUCGACGAAUGUCUUCGUUUGAUUCUCAAGAGCCCGAAACAAGACCACCCGUUUACAGCCGCAAAGAUAAGUCUCUAGGACUCUUGUGCUCAAAUUUCUUGAGGUUGUAUGGUGGAGAAGGCGUGGGACCGAUUGAACUCGUUGAGGCAGCUGGCAAAUUAGGAGUUGAGCGGCGCCGCAUGUACGACGUAGUCAAUAUAUUGGAGAGUAUCGGAAUUAUAGCAAGAAAAGGAAAGAACCAAUACUCAUGGAAGGGAUUUGGAGAAGUUCCUGGGAUUUUGGAGGAGCUUAAGGAAGAGGGUUUGGGAGAAAAGUUCAAAUACUCUGGUGUUCUCUGCAAUUCAGUUAAAGUUUCAAAAGAUAACGAAAAUAGAGUGUCUCCCAGUCUCGAAAAUAAUUUGGAGGACUAUUCUACAGCAUCAUCGAGAAGCGACAACAGAAGGGACAAAUCUCUAGUGCUUUUCACUCAGAGUUUUAUCAAGCUUUUCCUUUGUUUCGAUGUGGAUUCGAUCACUAUCGAUGAUGCUGCAAAGGCAUUGCCGGGUGAUAAGCAUGAUGCAAGGGCUUUGAGAACAAAAGUUAGACGACUGUAUGAUAUUGCGAAUGUUUUCUCUUCCUUGAAUCUGAUUGAGAAGAUUUAUGACCCAGUGAGUGGGAAAGCAGCAUUCAGGUGGGUGGGAUGGAAAGCAAAACCCAAAGAUGGAUCUGACUCUGAUUUGGAUCUAAAUGAAAAAAAGAGAAUGUUUGGGAUUGAUAUUACAAAUUACAGUUCAAAGAGAAAUAGGUUGGAUUCUUCUAAGGUGGAGUCUUCUAUAAAUUGGAAGUUAAAUCAGAAGGUAGAUAUGCCAAUGCAUAACAGACAAGGUGACUUGGAAAUUGUACAUGAGAGGAUCAAAUUGGAGCAGCAUUCAAAACACAGCUCAAAGGGUAUAGUAUUUGGCCCUUUUGCACCUGUGAAUGUGCCCGGUUUCAAAGAUCCAGAGAAGAAAAGAUUGAUAGAGGUUCAGGAGAACUUGAAUUCUACUUAUUAUCCUCAAUAUCACAACCAAGGUCGAAAACCGAAUAUUCCGGGAGCAAUUGAUGCUCCAUGACAAUCAUUGGGGCUUUAUUCUUGGCGUGGAAUGCUGUUUUCAGACCCAUAUUUAUGGGCAAAUGUUGUAAUGCCUUCUUGGUGUUAACACACACUUUUCAUUAUCGUACCAUAUGUACUAUGGAGCCCUAACACAUUGUCAUUAGCAUCCUUCCAGCUCUGAAGAAAGCAAAGGUGAUCACUUGAUGAGAAGAAUGCAGCAAUUGCAGAUGGGUUUUGCAAGGUUCUUUCUGCAGAUGCAUCAGAAGCUAAUAAUUGGCGAGUUUUUGUCUUGGAUCAACAGGGGUGCCUUGGCGAUAAGUUAUGGUAAUCAACAGUAAAUUCUGAGAGUACCCUCCACCUGAUUAUAGCUGAUAUUCAUGAAGUCUUAAAGUGGCUAUCAUCAUUCUCUUUAUGUACACGCAAUAAUGAUCACAAUCGUCCCAUUAUUCCCUAGUAUAACUAUAAAAAAUCUCAUUCUAGUUUUA
Molecule: messenger RNA, 1623 nt
Organism: Corylus avellana
Lineage: Eukaryota; Viridiplantae; Streptophyta; Magnoliopsida; Fagales; Betulaceae
Product: E2F transcription factor-like E2FF
Biological process (GO): regulation of transcription by RNA polymerase II
Cellular component (GO): RNA polymerase II transcription regulator complex
Molecular function (GO): DNA-binding transcription factor activity, RNA polymerase II-specific; RNA polymerase II cis-regulatory region sequence-specific DNA binding
Source: RefSeq, a predicted model, not a curated record